AUGCCAAACCAAACCAACCCUUCCCAAUUCGACCCUCCAGACUUCUUACUCAAUGCCAUCAAUUUGGAGGUCAAAUGCGCCAGGCAAACCUACCUCUUCCUCCGUGACGUCUUCGGUCAAGCCGUCUCCACAGCACCUUCGAGCGAACAGCAGAUACCUUGCCAAGUCUCGCCCGACGGCAAGCAGGCCAUCUUCCAGAUGGCGAACAUGAAACUUCACUUCAACACCGCCACAUCCGCCGAACACGCGGUUGAAGGGCGCAGCGUUAGCAUCAACGUCCUUGUCAACGAUGUCAACAACGUCAGGCGGGUGCUCGCCCGGGAGGGAGUCGAGUACAAGACUGGAAUAUGGGAAGAGGGACCCGGGCGUCCAAAGUGGCUGACGUUCGUGGACCUGGAUGGAUACAAUUGGAGUGUUGGAGAUCUCGUAAAACUAUGA
Molecule: messenger RNA, 438 nt
Organism: Diaporthe amygdali
Lineage: Eukaryota; Fungi; Ascomycota; Sordariomycetes; Diaporthales; Diaporthaceae
Exons: 1
Coding region: 1-438 (145 amino acids)
Source: RefSeq, a predicted model, not a curated record